Helicoverpa armigera (cotton bollworm) is the source of this 503-nucleotide messenger RNA. RefSeq lists its product as uncharacterized. The record is from RefSeq and is a predicted model, not a curated record. The transcript has 3 exons. Bases 58 to 399 code for a protein of 113 amino acids. NCBI's taxonomy places the organism in Eukaryota, Metazoa, Arthropoda, Insecta, Lepidoptera, Noctuidae.
CAAUCAGUGGUUCUAAGAUAGUUGUUGACUUCUCAACUAAUACAGAAUAUCAAAAACAUGAAGACUUUAUCUCUGAUCGUGGUGCUGGCAGCACUUGCAGUAUGCACUCAAUCUGCCAACCUGUCGCAGGGUCACCCCAGUGCGUUCUGCAGACUACUCUACAGGAACUACUACCGCAGAAACGCGAUCCCCAACGCAGUGCAAUACCAAGACGUGACCUACAGGUCCACUAACUCCACUGUUCGUAUCAGCUCUAUCAGGGCUACAGAAGUCGGUGGCACGCAGUUUGGCGUCCCCAGCAUCAGAGCAGGAGGAGUAAACAGGAACAAUGUGACCAUCAGAUUGACGUCAGCCAGAGGCCGUGGCUACUACUACAUGGUCGAAAUCUGGGGACGAUAAACUGAGGAGCAGUUUGGAUGUCAACGACAAUGAUAGGCUUUUUGAUAAGGACUUGUGAUGCAUUUUGAAGUUUUUUUGAAAAAUAAAUAUAGUUUUUGUACCAA